This is a messenger RNA of Periconia digitata, 1298 nucleotides long. Lineage: Eukaryota; Fungi; Ascomycota; Dothideomycetes; Pleosporales; Periconiaceae. The record is from the annotation of a GenBank genome assembly.
UUCGCCUGAUUGAUGCUCUAGUUUAGCCCAGUAUACACUGGACAUCGGAGUAAAACGCCACACAGUGUCUCGGUUCCCCUCAAAUCCUACCCAGAUGUUGGUGAUAGCUGCCUGAAGCCCUGCAUAGAUGUCUGGAAAGAUCGAAUGCUGUUCUAGUCAUCUCUGUCUAUGCGCCUCUCUCCGCAGUCUAGACGCUUACUCUCUGCAGGCAACCGAUGAACCACGACUAUUACUAUGUCUCAAAAACCCGUCACAUGUGUAUAUAAACCCAUAAGCGUUUCCACAAAGGCCUGUCUCCCAGUUCCCUUUCUUCAUAUACUCCAAGUCAUUCGUUCUCGUAUCUCACCAUGCGUCUCUCAUACGUUGCUUUUUUCGCCUCUACAGCCACCGCUCUAUCGUUCCCUCAUGUCUCUUCUGUCACUAAACUGUUUGCACGGAAAGGCGGCGAUGAUGGAAACGGGAAGUGUCCAGCAAUUUGGGGAACCAUCUCUAAAGAUCUGACAUCCAGAUUUCUGACUAACGGUCAAUGCAACCCAGACGCCAGAGCAGCCAUCCGUGCAGUCUUCCACGACUGCGGGGCAUGGAACACCGCUCAAGGAGCCACUGGUGGCUGUGAUGGUAGUCUUGCUCUUGCACCCGGAGAAAUCGAUCGAGAUGAAAACAAAGGUCUUGCCAAUAUCAUCAGCACGCUCAAAAAUCUGGCCUCUCAAUACAAGGUCGGCGUUGCAGACAUGAUCGUCUUCGCGGGGAAUCACGCAAUCGUCACUUGUCCAGGCGGACCCCGAGUGCAAACCUGGAUCGGCCGCAAAGACUCUACCACACCCGCACCGAACGGGCUUCUGCCAGACGUCAACGCCCCGGCAGCAGACCUCUCAGCUCUCUUCACCGCCAAAGGCUUUAGCGACCGUGAUCUCGCUGCUCUUCUAGGCGCUCAUUCUACAUCUAACCAGUUCAACUUCGACACCUCAACUUCCAACGUCGGCAAACCGCAGGACUCUACUCCUGGUAUCUGGGAUGUCAAGUACUACUCCGAAACUCUGAACCCGCCCCAAGGCGUUGUCGUAUUUCCAUCCGACAGCAAGCUUGCUAAGUAUGCGGGUGUCGGGAAAGAGUUUAGCGGGUUUGUAAAUAAUGCUGGGAAGUGGAAUGGAAAGUUUGCCGACGCCAUGGCUAAGAUGGCAUUGUUCGGUAGUGGGGGUAAGACGAGCGGUAUGUCGGACUGCACUGAUUCCUUGCCUAAGGAGACGAAUGCAAAGAGGGAGGUCAAGGCUACGAAUCCUUUUAUGCCGAGGAAUUGA